Molecule: messenger RNA, 3164 nt
Organism: Oryctolagus cuniculus (rabbit)
Lineage: Eukaryota; Metazoa; Chordata; Mammalia; Lagomorpha; Leporidae
Source: RefSeq, a predicted model, not a curated record
CCUUUCUGGGCAGAGCUGGGCGGGACCCACCGCACGCCCACGGCCCGUCAGCCCGCGUCCCGGGGAAGAGUCGGAGCCGUGCGCUGAACGAUGGUCUCCGCCCAGACCCUCUUCUUCCACCCGGCCAGAGGCGGACUUGUUUACCUGCCUCUCCCGCGCCUCUCGCGAGUGAUGGCUUAGGAACUGUUGAGUCACCCAUCGCCACUCUCCUCCCAGCCCGCCCUGGGGCUCCGGGGGCCACGAGGCUGUCACAGUCCUCGUUCAGCUAUCCCAGCCCUUCCCCGGCUCCCCGGAGGCCGGGGCGGGGUAGACUGCCCCCGUGUCCCCGGCUCCUGGGGUGACCCUCACUGCCCACCGCCGCCUGGUGCAGUUGCAGCUCCCGGCCGCUGGGUGUCAGCCUGUCCUCACCGUGGCGCGGGGUCCCCGCCCGCCGCCAGACGAGCAGAGCAGCUGGGAUUCGGGGAUAACCUGAGCCAGGGCCGAAAGGAGCAGCUGAGGGCCGGAGGGGGCGUGUGCGUCGGGGAGUCAGUGGGGGAAGGGGGAAGAGAGGGCGCAGGAAACCAGUGGAGCGCAGAGACCCAAGCGGCUGGGUGUUUUGCUCUGCCUCUCCUGGCGGCUCCAAGGUUACCCAUUAAUCCCAGGGCGGCUCCUAGGGGCCCCGUCGGUUUCUAGGCGAGAGCACGAGCGUCCCCGGAUCGUGCACCUGUGCCUGCGCAAGGCCGACCAGAAGCUGGUGAUCAUCAAGCAGAUCCCAGUGGAGCAGAUGACCAAGGAAGAGCGGCAGGCGGCCCAGAACGAGUGCCAGGUGCUCAAGCUGCUCAACCACCCCAAUGUCAUCGAGUACUAUGAGAACUUCCUGGAGGACAAAGCCCUCAUGAUCGCCAUGGAAUACGCGCCAGGCGGCACCUUGGCUGAAUUCAUCCAGAAGCGCUGCAAUUCGCUGUUGGAGGAGGAGACCAUCCUGCACUUCUUCGUGCAGAUCCUGCUCGCGCUGCACCACGUGCACACCCACCUCAUCCUCCACCGGGACCUCAAGACCCAGAACAUCCUCCUGGACAAGCACCGCAUGGUCGUGAAGAUCGGCGACUUCGGCAUCUCCAAGAUUCUCAGCAGCAAGAGCAAGGCCUACACGGUGGUGGGUACUCCAUGCUACAUCUCCCCCGAGCUGUGUGAGGGCAAGCCCUACAACCAGAAGAGUGACAUCUGGGCUCUGGGCUGUGUCCUCUAUGAACUAGCCAGCCUCAAGAGGGCCUUCGAGGCUGCGAACCUGCCCGCACUGGUGCUGAAGAUCAUGAGUGGCACCUUUGCGCCCAUCUCGGACCGGUACAGCCCUGAGCUGCGCCAGCUCGUCCUGAGCCUGCUCAGCCUGGAGCCUGCCCAGCGGCCGCCGCUCAGCCACAUCAUGGCACAGCCCCUCUGCAUCCGGGCCCUCCUCAGCCUCCACACCGACCUGGGCAGUGUCCGCAUGCGGAGGGCAGAGAAGUCCCUGGCCACUGGGCGGCCCUCUGGGAGCAGGAGCAGCAGUGCCCGCUGCAGGGGCGUCCCUCGAGGACACGGGAGGCCGGCCAUUCCUCCACCACUGUCAUCAGUGUACGCCUGGGGCAGCGGGCUCAGCGCCCCCCUGAGGCUGCCCAUGCUCAACACGGAGGUGGUGCAAGUGGCGGCUGGGCGCACGCAGAAGGCUGGCGUCACGCGCUCUGGGCGCCUCAUCCUCUGGGAGGCCCCGCCCCUCGGCACUGGGGGAGGCGCCCUCCUCCCCGGGGCGGUGGAGCAGCCGCAGCCCCAGUUCGUGUCGCGUUUCCUGGAAGGCCAGUCGGGCGUGACCAUCAAGCACGUGGCAUGUGGGGACCUCUUUACGGCCUGCCUGACCGACCGCGGCAUCAUCAUGACCUUCGGCAGCGGCAGCAACGGGUGCCUCGGCCACGGCAGCCUCACCGACAUCAGCCAGCCCACCAUUGUGGAGGCCCUGCUGGGCUAUGAGAUGGUGCAGGUGGCUUGCGGGGCCUCUCACGUGCUAGCCCUGUCCACUGAGCGAGAACUGUUUGCCUGGGGCCGCGGAGAUGGUGGCAGGCUGGGUCUGGGGACCAGGGAGUCCCACAGCUGCCCCCAGCAGGUGCCCCUGCCCCCAGGACAGGAAGCCCAGCGGAUUGUAUGUGGCAUCGACUCGUCCAUGCUCCUCACUGUGCCUGGCCAAGCUCUGGCCUGUGGGAGCAACAGGUUCAAUAAGCUGGGCCUGGACCACAUCUCCCUGGGGGAGGAUCCCGUUCCCCACCAGCAAGUGGAGGAGGCCCUGAGCUUCACCCCUCUAGGCUCUGCACCCCUGGACCGGGAGCCCCUGCUGAGUGUGGACCUGGGCACUGCGCACUCAGCUGCUGUGACUGCCGCGGGGCACUGCUACACAUUCGGCAGCAAUCAGCACGGGCAGCUGGGCAGCAGCACUGGCCGGGGCGGCCGGGCACCCUGUCAGGUCCAAGGCCUCGAGGGCAUCAGGAUGGCGAUGGUGGCCUGUGGCGAUGCCUUCACUGUAGCCAUUGGGGCAGAGGGUGAGGUGUACUCCUGGGGCAAGGGAGCCCGAGGCCGGCUGGGAAGGAGGGACGAGGAUGCCGGCCUCCCUCGGCCGGUGCAGCUGGACGAGACACACCCUUACACCGUGACUUCCGUGUCCUGCUGCCACGGAAACACACUCUUGGCUGUGCGGCCUGUCACGGAUGAGCCCGUGCCCCCCUGAGGUGCUGGAUGCACCUCUGGACCACCCUGAUCUGGCUUCUCCACCAAGAGUCAUGAAGAGUGCAGGCGCCUGCGGCAUGAUUGUCCCCACCAGACCCCUGGGCUGUCAUCAGAGGGGCGGAAGGGCCAGCGAAGUCCUGCUUUGCUUCGGAACCCCAACCGGAGCAGGCAAAGCCAUGUGAGCAGCAUUUCCAGCCCCGGCUGCUCCACUUCCGAUCCAGCUCCCUGCUCAUGCGCCUGGGAGGCCAGCAGAAGUGGUGCUUGGGCUCCUCCCUCCCACGUGGGGGACCCGGAUGCAGUUCCAGGCUCCUGGCUCCCACCUUGUCCAGGCCCAGCUGGUGCUGCCUUUUGGGGAGUGAGCCAGCAGAUGGAAGACCUCUCUCUCUCUGUAACUCUGCCUUUCAAAUAAAUAAAUCUUUCAAUAAACCCGAACCUCA